Messenger RNA from Xyrauchen texanus (razorback sucker), 2376 nucleotides. RefSeq names its product glucagon receptor-like. Lineage: Eukaryota; Metazoa; Chordata; Actinopteri; Cypriniformes; Catostomidae. Gene Ontology annotation, molecular function: glucagon receptor activity; peptide hormone binding; gastric inhibitory peptide receptor activity. Gene Ontology annotation, biological process: cell surface receptor signaling pathway; adenylate cyclase-activating G protein-coupled receptor signaling pathway. Bases 201 to 1751 code for a protein of 516 amino acids. The transcript has 14 exons. Gene Ontology annotation, cellular component: plasma membrane. The record is from RefSeq and is a predicted model, not a curated record.
AACACAACCGAAGUAUUGAACCUUUCAGCUCUUCUCUGAUUCGUCUUAACUGAUGACUGAUAUCGAACCUAUGAUCGUUUCUUCUGGAUUAAUGCACGAACUCUUGAAUUGAUUGACAAGGAUGAACACUUCUGGAGAUACAGACCCGAACGCUCCUCAGGUGGUGUGAUGAAGAGUGAGUGAUGAGCUGUCUGUGAGGAAUGUCCUUCUGUCUGCUUCUGGCUCUCCUCACACUGACCGCACACACACAGGAGACCUCUGGAAAAUCUCUGAAACUACUUCAGGAACAAUGGAGAAGAUACACCAAUGAGUGCAUCCAGAGCUUCAUCAGCACACCACCGGCAUCAGGCUUGGUGUGUAAUAGGACAUUUGAUCAGUAUGUGUGCUGGACUGAUGGGUCCCCAGGCACCACAGUUAAUGUGUCCUGCCCGUGGUAUCUGCCCUGGUACCAGAAAGUUCAGCAGGGGUUGGUUUACCGUGUUUGUGGUGCUGAUGGUAAAUGGGCUCACAGUAAAAACACAAGCGAGUGUGAACAGGACGAGCCCGGACAGAGGCAGUACGGUCAGAUCCUUAAUAAAUUCAGAUCCAUGUACACCGUCGGGUACUCCCUCUCACUCGGGGCACUAAUUCUCGCACUGGGCAUCUUGGUGACAUUCCGGAAGUUGCAUUGCAUGAGGAACAACAUCCACAUGAAUCUGUUCGGCUCCUUCAUCCUGAGAGCUCUCUUCAUCCUCAUCAAAGACACACUGCUGGAUAAAAUGAACAGUGCUCAAACCGGACCGCAUCACUUUCAGGGUCAGCACUGGGUCAAUGCACAGACAAUCGCUGGAUGUCGUGCCGUCAUGGUGAUGAUGCAAUACAGCGUUAUGGCCAACAACUAUUGGCUGCUGGUGGAGGGCUUGUAUCUGCACAGUCUCCUGGUGACCACCGUCUUCUCCGAGAGGAAUUACUUCUACAUAUACCUGUUCAUCGGUUGGGGUGCACCGCUGAUAUUUGUGCUGCCAUGGGUUACAGUCAAAUACCUGUAUGAAAAUCAAGAAUGCUGGGAAAGGAAUAUCAACAUGGGCUACUGGUGGAUAAUCCGUUCCCCAAUUCUAUUUGCAUAUCUGAUUAAUUUCUUUAUAUUCAUUCGCAUAAUUAAGAUUCUGAUGUCCAAACUAAGAGCCCACCAGAUGAGAUACACCGAUUAUAAAUUCAGGCUGGCUAAGUCGACUCUCACUUUGAUCCCGUUGUUGGGAAUUCAUGCCAUCCUCUUCACCUUUGUCAUCGAUGAGUACGUGCCUAAACAAUCUCUUCUGAGACUCAUCCGCCUCUUCUAUGACCUCCUCUUCAGCUCCUUUCAGGGUCUGCUUGUUGCCAUACUGUACUGCUUUGUGAACAAAGAGGUCCAGAGUGAGAUGUUGAAGAAGUGGAAGAGGUGGAAACUUGGGAAGGACAUUGACGAGGAAUACCGUCACACCUACAGCCAGACGGCCCAUGCCAAGAGCGGUAGUAUCGCACUGGCGAUGACACACGAAUGCCCUGGCACCCCCGAACCACCAGACUCAGCUCCGCCCUCUGCAGAAUCUCACCGUCUGGUGAGUGGAUUUCAGAAUGGCAUGAGCCAAAACAGGAGCAGAGCGAGGCUGCAGUUGACCUCCGAGCCACAAGAGGGCGCUAGCAACUGCAGCUCCCUGACAGAAGACAUUUGUUUAACGGAGCAGCUGCUUAACAGCGUGUGCCCAGCAGUGGUAACAGAAACCAACGUUUGAGAGACCUGCUAUAGCUGAUGCGCUUAAAGGCGUCUGAAAGUGUCUUGAAGAUUAACGACGACAGAUAUUCUGCUAUUAUGUUUAAUAGAUCAAAGGUGUAGAUUUGACAGCAUUCAAAUACCAAUGGAUGGACCUGUGGAGACAACGUUACUUUAUAAACUCGGUCAUCUCAUUGCCAAAAAUGGCCUCAAUUAUGACAAUGCAGGGAGAAACACUGCACAGUUGAUCUAGGAAACUUUAAAGCCUGAAUCACUCUCUACGCAAGUACGUGAAUGCAGCGGGCAUUAGUGCAUUAUCAGAGUUGCCACAAGGGGUGCUACAGCGGGCGUUAGUGCAUUAUCAGUGUUGCCACAAGGGGUGCUACAGCGGACGUUAGUGCAUUCUCAGUGUUGCCACAAGGGGUGCUACAGCGGACGUUAGUGCAUUCUCAGUGUUGCCACAAGGGGUGCUACAGCGGACGUUAGUGCAUUCUCAGUGUUGCCACAAGGGGUGCUACAGCGGACGUUAGUGCAUUCUCAGUGUUGCCACAAGGGGUGCUACAGCGGACGUUAGUGCAUUCUCAGUGUUGCCACAAGGGGUGCUACAGCGGACGUUAGUGCAUUCUCAGUGUUGCCACAAGGGGUGC